AUGCGUUCGGACAUUGAAGCCUUCGGCCAGGCGGAUGGCAUUGUACGCCCGAAGAUGCACACCCCUAAUUUGGACAGAUUAGCAGGCAGAAGUCUGCUUCUGAAACAAGCACAUGUCCAGCAAGCCUUGUGUGGACCAAGUAGGACAUCGCUUCUGACCAGCAGACGACCAGACACGACUCGGGUGUACGACUGUAAAACGUACUGGAGAUCCUCAGGAGGUAACUUCACCACUCUCCCGCAGUAUUUCAAGGAGAAUGGAUACAGAACAAUUGGAAUCGGAAAAAUAUACCAUGGUGGCAAAGCAUCAAAUAAUAAUGACCCUAAGUCCUGGACGGAUCCUUAUUUGGAUGCACCGGAUAAAUACAAGAAGGACAAACUGUUGAUGAAUGCUGUAAGUCAAAAACGGUUAGACAAACAACCUCUACAAGAUACUUUGAUAGCGGAUCAGGCUAUUGCUGUAUUACGUGAUGCUGCGCAAAAGGCCAAAACUGCAUAUUACAGUGCAGUCAGCGCAACAGACUUCGAACUUGGUCGUGUUAUCAGUGAACUUGAUAGACUAGGUUUAUCCAAGAAUACUGUCAUCGCUUUCUGGGGGGACCAUGGUUGGCAGUUGGGUGAACACGCUGAGUGGCAGAAACAGACCAACUUUGACCUGUCGACUCAUGCGCCAAUGAUGCUUAGGAUUCCAGGGAAGACCGACAGUGGAAUCGUCUCAGAGGAGCUGGUGGAGUUUGUAGACCUGUUUCCCACGCUUGUUAAUGCUGUGGGCAUUCCAAAACUUAAAACAUGCCCCCCAAAUUCUAAAAAGGUCCGACUGUGUACUGAAGGUACUAGUUUCCUGCCACUGGUUGAUAAUCCCAAACAAGAGUUGAAGAACGCCGUUUUUUCCCAGUAUCCAAGUCAAGUCAAAGGUUUGAUGGGGUAUACACUGAGAACCAAGAGGCACAGGUAUACAGAAUGGGUGCCGUUCGUUGGGAAAACCCGCAACUCCCGCAGACCAAAGUUUGGGAGUAUUAGGACAGCGGAAUUGUAUGAUCAUCAGGUGGAUCCAGCGGAGAAUGUGAACUUAGCUUACAAGCAAUCAAUGAGGAACUUGCGGCAGAGACUUAAAAUGAAGCUGAAAAAGGAUGGCGGGCAGCUAAACCUCAUGAUAAAGAAAUAA
Messenger RNA from Haliotis rubra (blacklip abalone), 1164 nucleotides. RefSeq names its product iduronate 2-sulfatase-like. Bases 1 to 1164 code for a protein of 387 amino acids. Lineage: Eukaryota; Metazoa; Mollusca; Gastropoda; Lepetellida; Haliotidae. Gene Ontology annotation, molecular function: iduronate-2-sulfatase activity. The transcript has 3 exons. The record is from RefSeq and is a predicted model, not a curated record.